Molecule: messenger RNA, 6512 nt
Organism: Cuculus canorus (common cuckoo)
Lineage: Eukaryota; Metazoa; Chordata; Aves; Cuculiformes; Cuculidae
Gene: ARRDC1
Product: arrestin domain containing 1
Exons: 8
Coding region: 60-1331 (423 amino acids)
Biological process (GO): protein transport
Cellular component (GO): cytoplasm
Molecular function (GO): ubiquitin-like ligase-substrate adaptor activity; ubiquitin protein ligase binding
Source: RefSeq, a predicted model, not a curated record
CCCCCCCCAGCCCGUCCCCGGGGCGGCGGGGCAGGCUCGGUCGCUGCGGGCUCUCGGCCAUGGGGAAGGUGCAGCUGUUCGAGAUCCGCCUGGGCGAGAGCCGCGUCGUGUUCGGCCCCGGGGAGCCGCUGGCUGGCACCGUGUGCCUGAGGCUGUCGGGAGCGCUGCAGUACCGAGCCAUCAAGGUGAGCUGCAUUGGAUCCUGCGGGGUGUCGAACAAGAUCAAUGAUACAGCGUGGACUGUGGAGGAGCAGUACUUUAACAGCACACUGUCUCUGGCAGACAAAGGGGUCCUGACAGCUGGAGAACACAACUUCCCCUUCCAGUUCCUGCUGCCAGCCUCUGCUCCUACAUCCUUCGAAGGCCCUUUUGGCAAGGUCCUCCAUCAGGUGAAAGCUGUGAUAGACACGCCUCGCUUCUCCAAGGACUACAAGUGCAACAAGAUCUUCUACGUUCUCUGCCCUCUCAAUUUGAAUGACAUCCCUGACAUCGAGCAGCCCAACACGAUGUCAGUCACCAAGAAGUUCAACUACAAGCUUGUGAAAAGUGGCAACAUUAUCUUGACAGCCACCUCUGAUCUGAAAGGGUACAUUGUGGGGCAAGCAAUCCAGCUCCGCACGGACAUAGAGAACAAAUCGGGCCGGGACACUGGGGCUGUGGUAGCCAGUCUGCUCCAGAAAGUGGCUUAUAAAUCCAAGCGCUGGAUUUACGACCUGAGGACCAUUGCAGAGGUGGAAGGCUCAGGUGUGAAAGCCUGGAAACAUGCCGAAUGGAAGGAGCAAAUCCUCGUUCCAGCCCUGCCCCAGUCCAUUCUGCAGGGCUGUAGCCUCAUACAUAUCGACUACUACAUCCAAGUUUCCCUCAAGUCUCCAGAGGUUUCAGUCACUCUCCCCAUCUAUAUCGGUAACAUUGCUGUGAACAGGGUGCCCCUGAGUCCUUCCCGGUCCAUCCAGCACAUUCCCUCUGCAGUGGUGCCCAGUGCCCCUCCGGAGGAAGAGGAAGCUGCCAGCGGUUAUCACCCGAUGGACAAUAUCUCGAUCCCCACCAAAAGCCAUUCCCAGCAACAGCCGUUUAGCUACGCCCCAGGACUGAGCUUCCAGGAGAUAAGGGUGGACUCGGAGCAGACGGGCUCCCCAAACCAUCCCACACUCUGCCUGUCGACGGGAGCCACGGUCCCUUACUAUGCCGAGGGGAAUGUGGUGCCUGUCCCCACGGCCAGCUCUCUCAUUUUGCCUCCGGAGUACAGCACGUGGGGCUACCCGUACGAGGCGCCUCCAUCCUAUGAGCAGAGCUGCAGCAGUGCCAACUCCAGCAUCAGCAAUGGCAACUAGCCUCCCCUGCUUCGAGUCCCGCUGGCGCUGCCCGCCCCCGGGCACCACGGUUUGCCUGUCUUCUGCAAAGUCUGGUACAGCACAAGGCGUCUUUGUAUCUCUCUGGCUGCUCAGUGGGGUAAAUGGCACAUCCCAGCCUGGGCUUUUUAAGUCUCUUUCUAGGCAGGGGUUAAAAACCAAAAAGGGCAGCCAGAGCAGCCUUGAGUGUGUGUAGGAGAGAUCUGGGAAACUGAACCCUCUCCUGCUGCGGCACCAAGUGCUGGAGAACUGGUUUUGCCCCAGGGAUGCCCUCUGCAGCAGCCUGUGUUUAAAGUACUGUAGUCAACACUAACUGCUUUACUAUCAAAGCACCUGCGAUGCCUUAUCUGAAAUGCUCCUGACUUGGCACGUCUCCACUGUAGGCAAAGGCUGGGCUGUGUGGACUUUACCUUCUUUUUUAGGGGCCAUGUGCUCUCCAGAAAUGGUUUUGACAGCCCUUCGUCCUUGUCCUCAUAGGUCCUAUGGGUAGCUGGAACAGGAGGUUUCUUGGAGUAAGCAGGUUCGGAAGGGCAGGGACUUAAAAAGCCAAAAGCACAAGCUCUUGCUAUGCCUGUGGUGUGGGGUGAGUGACCGGCAGCCUUUGGUGUCCUCACAGUGGGCUGCACCACUGGCUGUAUGCGGUGAGAGGAAAGCAGGCUCUGGCAGCAGGGAGCUCGCUGGGACACUUGCUGAGAACCCAAAGGGCGCUGGUGAGCUUGGAGGGAGAGCCCUGUGUUACCUGGCGUGUCCACCAACUGCUUCUGCCUUUUAUCAUCAAGGGCAGCUUUUCCCUGUGAAGCCCCAUAGGUGAUGCUCCAUCCUUGCUCGCUGCUGGACCGCAGCACCUGGGAUGAACAGCACUGGUCACUGCAGGCAGGGGAACCAGGUGACCUGUGUCCCGUCUCCCAGCCCUGCAGGGUGCUCUCUCCAUCCCAGCUGCCUUUGGCAGGCCAGAAUUCCAUGACAAUCAAGUUAAAAAAGUCUGUGCGAUGCUACCUCUGAGUCUGCCCAAGGACCCUGUCCGAGUAAGCCCUUCCUUUUGGGAUAACCCUCCCACGAGGCUCAGCCUGGCGUCUCACAGGAGCGGUUAACACUGCCAAGCCAGUGCGUAAGGACGUUUGGCCUGGGGACUCUGUUCUUUCUGCGAGCUGGUGCUGCUUUACUGCUCGUCUGCUGGGGACUCUGUUCUUUCUGCGAGCCGGUGCUGCUUUACCGCUCAUCUGCUGAGCCACAGCAGGGUGCGAAAACGAGGGAGUGGGAACCCAAACUGCUGCGCCUCGUUUGCCACCUCCGCUGGACCUUGGCAGGUCAGGGGAAGAAGCUGGGGGGAUGUAAAAUAACAUUUUUCUUCUGCGCUUUCCCCCUGCCUUGUUUAACUGUUUUAUUAUUGACUGCCCAAGCUGAGGAAACCACAUACCAGAUACUUAGUGCUGCAGGCAUCCAGCCACGGCUGAAAUUAUGGACUGCAGACCUUAGGCACCUCUGGGAAUCGGUCUCGCUGCCUCACGCUGGGCGGGCAGUCACUGACAGAUCUGUUAGGAGCAGUGUGGCCUCUGCCUCCACGGUUUUGCCCGCCUCUGCACGCCCCUGGCCGGCAGCCGGGGACGAGCCCUGCUUUGCACUCUUUCUUUGCAAAUGCUUUUUAUUUUCUUUUAUUUGUUUUUUUAAGUGUUGGAACUGCUUUAAGGGUAGAGUAGAAAGGGUGCCGUUCUGAGCAGUGCUGGCACAACGUGCACCAGUGGCGAUAGGAUGAUUGUCAUUGUCUCUGAAAAAGAAAUAUAUAUAUAUAUAUGAGAUGAAGUUCUGUUUUUAAUGAUUGAAUUCAUUAAUACAAAUUUUAAUGCUGUAUUUAAUAAAUUAUUCUAAGAGAAAUGCUGUGCUUUCUCAUCCAUUUCUGAUGCUUAUCCAUGUGCCUUUCCAUGCCAAACCCAGGAAUGCACCUUGCUGAGUUCUUAAAAAUUAAGGAGGUUUUUGGCUCUCGCUGUGAAGGUGACUUUCUGCCAGGGCAGCUUGAUGGUGGUGGUGCCAGGCUCGUGGUUCUGGGUGGCUCCAGAAAGUGGUGCUGCUGCUCUGGCCCUGUGUCUCAAAGCCACGGUUUGGUCUCCAGCAGUGCCUCCUGCUGUUGGACACCAGGACAGAAAGGAGGAGGUGGGAAGGAAGGGGAGAACGGACUUUCCCUUUAAGAGGAUGGAGAUGGAACAGCCAAGGUCUGGCUGGAAAGGCUGGAGGCCACCACCUCUCCUAAAGAGCCAUUUGGAAGAAACACAAAAAUGGACGCCGGCUCAUUCCCACACUCAUGGGGUAGUGAUACCAUGGCUGGAGAACACUGAGGUUGCUGAGGUGUUGUCACUGCAAGUAGCCUGAGGUGUGAUCUGUCUCGGGCACAGGAUCCUUCACCAUCAACCUAGACUUCUGCCCAGCUUUUAUCAUGUAGGAUGCUCCCUGUUGCCUGGUGGUCUGUGCCUGCUGUGAAAAGCAUUGGUGAUUUCAGGUACCAAAGGCAGGUGCUUGUUCCGAAGAGUACAUCUCUUCCCCGGUACUCUUCCAGUCACCUGGACCUGCUCUGCCUGCGUCAGCCCAUAGCUCCUGUGGCCUCCUGUGCUGUUGGCAGUGUGUAUCCCACCUUCAGGCCUCAACCCAACUCCCUUCCACACCUCUGGAGAAAUUCCUAGGAGCUCUUAAGGCUGGUUUAAUAGGCUGCUGGUGUUGGCCUGACAGGUGGACUUCAUGAUCAUCUUGGUCUUUUCCAACCUCACUGAUUCUAUGAUUCUGAAUAUGCUGGGUUGGGCUUUGAGCUCCCGACUCAACCAUGCUCUGGUUGCUUUCCUCCAGCCCUGAAGCUGAGCUGCUGGUGAUGUGUUCAGCCUAUGUUCCUUGGGUAGAAAUGCUGCUUGGUUACUAUGUCCAGAGCCACUGGGAUGUCCUUCCAGACCCCCAGCCAGUGUCUGUCCUCCUUGUUCAACCUCUACAGUGGGACUGCACCAUUCAUGGUGAAGCUGUGGAGAGCAGAGGCCAGCAGUGCCUCACACAGCUCCUGUGUUGUGCCAUGUCCCUGCGGCACUCCUGGGUCCCUGAGCAUCCUCACCCAAGUUAUAUUUGCUACAAACUGGUCCUUCAGCACCUCUUGCUGUAUGCUUGGUCCUUUCCAAAGCAAGGAGCAAGUGGGCACCCUCUUCACUGGUGAGGAAGGUCCAUCUCUGCCGACUGCUGUGGAGGGAGCAGGAAGGAGUCAGAGCUGGAUCUCAUAGUGGUCCUUGUUUUUUGGAUGCCAGUGCCGGGCACACACAGCUCCUGCAGGGAAGCUGCUCAAGGACCAUCGACACAACUCUGGCCGGGAUGCAGCAGGGCUUGCCCUGAAGUUUGGCUCUGAGCAGCCUCACUAUUGUGCAACCAGACAGAAAUAACCAGCAAGGUGCAGUGGUUUCAACGUUUAUGCCCAGCCGUGCCUGAACCCCAGCGCUGCGGCAGCGGAUUGAAGCCUGAUGCAAAGAGCAGUGUUUGUGUUUCAUGGACCCCUUGGAAAUGAUCCCGGGCUGCAGGAUUCAGGAAUUAGUCCAGCUCUUCUCAAACCUACCUGCAUUAGUGGCCCCAGGGUGCUAUGGUAGCAGGGUCCUUGGGGUACAAGAGUGCUUCAAUAGGGCUAAACCAGUGUUUGGGUGUGAGGAUAAUCCGCUCUGGAGAGGGCAAGUGGACAAGCCUUCUGCCCCACUGCUCUCUCUUUUCUCUGUAGCCUUUCUAGCCUCAACCUGUAAGUCCUUGGGAGCUCAUGUAUGUCCCAGGUCAUCCCUCUCUCCUCUUUUUGAGCUCUGUCUCCUGGGCUGUAUAAGAAGUGUGACCAGAAGGGUGAGGGAGGGGAUUCUGCCCCUCUAUUCUGCUCAUGUAAGCCCUCAGCUGGAGCCGUGUGUUCUGUUCUGGAGUCUUUGACAUAAGAAGAAUUUGGAACUGUUGGAGUGAGUCCAGAGGAGGCCACGAAGAUGAUCCGAGGGUUGGAGCACUUCCCAUAUGAAAGAGAAGAGAAGGCUGCGGGGGAAACCUUAAAGCAGCUUCCAGUACUGAAAGGGGAUCCAGGAAAGCUGGGGAGGGGCUCUGGAUCAGGGAGUGCAGGGACAGGAUGAGGAGGAAUGUUUAUCAGCUGCAAGAGGGGAGAUGGAGAUGAGAUCUUAGGAAGAAAUGUUUUGCUGUGAGGGUGGGGAGGCCCUGGCCCAGGUUGCCCAGAGCAGUGGUGGCUGCCCCAUCCCUGGAGGUGUUCAAGGCCAGGCUGGAUGGGGCUUGGAGCAACCGGAUCCAGUGGGAGAUGUCCCUGCCCAUGGCAGGCCAUGGAACUGGAUGGGCUUUGAGGUCCCUUCCAACCCAAACCAUUCGGAAUGGAAUAAAGAGAAAAAAGCCGAACCCAACUCUGGGUGAAGAACUUAAGCACACAGGAAUUAAUUUGAGUUCCUGCCUCAAAUUUUUCACACAAUUGUUUUUGGUUCAGUUUGAAAUGGGGUGGGGAGGCGGUGGGGCACGAGUCAAGUUUGUGAGCUGAUUGUUUCCAAACUCAGCAUUCAAUGGAAAAUACCAAAAUUAUCAUCUGUCCUUUUGUUUUGUUCUACUGCUUCUUUUUCGUCCUCCACGGCUUUGUUCUCAUCCUGCUCUCCACAUCUGCCACUUCCAUGGUUUUGGCUCUUUCAGUGUUGUCUCUGCUUUGGCCUCUGUUGUCCCACUUGUAGGAGACCAGGAAAGGGAAGACAGGGAGGCGAAGGCUCCUCCUUUAGGGUGAUUCCUUCUUACCUUUCCACUGAACUUUCAGUUGUUUUGUAAAAGUAAAUGUUUUCUGCCAGGAAGUUUUCCUUUUAAGCCAGCACAAGAGAGGAGAUAAAGGUCCUCUGGGGUCUGUUUGGGUUUUAUUCUGUAUUUUAACAUAUUUCCAACUAUCUACAACAGGAAUGUCCCAUCCCUGUUCCCGAAGAGAAACUGGGGAGCUGUAAAACCCUCAAAGUUUGUGCCCUUUCUCAUACCAAUGGCUGUAAUUCUCAAUUCCUCUGGUUGUCUUUACAGAUUUGGGAGUUUUAUACAAUUUUUGUGAUGGCUUUGUACAGCCUAAGACUUCUGCAUGAUUUGUUACUGGGUUUUAAAAGCUCGACUAGCAGUUUUACAUGUUUACCACGGCUUCUGGGAAUAUUU